This is a messenger RNA of Phalaenopsis equestris, 2358 nucleotides long. Its product is annotated as la-related protein 1C-like. Lineage: Eukaryota; Viridiplantae; Streptophyta; Magnoliopsida; Asparagales; Orchidaceae. Gene Ontology annotation, molecular function: RNA binding. The coding region runs from base 250 to 1554 and encodes 434 amino acids. The transcript is spliced from 5 exons. The record is from RefSeq and is a predicted model, not a curated record.
AGACUUGACCCGACGUCGAAAUCAUAAAUAAAAAUUACGCGAAUCUGAGAAACAUGAAGCUGGUCGAGGAAGAAGACUACGGUGCGAGUCUCCAUCUUGCUUUUACGGCAAUCUGAUACCAUUUUUGGAGGAAAAAAAUCAACACUUCGCUAUCACUCUACCCCAACUCCGCCGCCGCCGGCGUUGCAUAACCUAGAAGGAUAAUUUCUGCUACGGCAGCCAUCUCCGAUAGAGACUCUAGCUCAGGUGAUGGCAUCGUCCGUUGAUCCUGCUUCCCCGCACUCCGGCGAGGCUGUCCGUAAUCUCUCUUCUUCUUGGUCGAAUGUUUCACGUGGUGAGCUUGAGCGAAACUCCUUUGCCACCCCUCUUUCCUCGCCGUCGGUCUUACCGAUAGCUUCACCGGAGAUAACAGGACGAUCGCCGCGGAAGGUGUCGGGGGGCUCGGGGCCGGCGCUGUCAUCUGUGGGUUCCGAGCAUGGUGUUAGCGGCAAUGCCGCUGACGCGGUUUUAAGUCCCAUGGGGAAGAAGACUGCUUGGAAAUUUCAAUCGAACGGUACGAUCGAGACGGGAUCCAUUAUGGACACUGUUUCGUGGCCUGCACUCUCCGAGUCUGCCAAGUAUUCACCGAAAUCCGUCUCUUCUGAUCUCUUGAAGCCCGUCGCCGAUGUGUCGAACUUUACUCCGCCGUCCGCGGCAUUGUCUCAUUCCUCGAAGCUAGUUUUGAGUAAUCAAAACUCUGGUUCUAGUCAAAAUCCCGAAUCUCCAGCCCGUCAAAAAUCCAUGAAGCGUGGCGCUGAUACCGGCGGUAGCAUGAGCAGCUCCGGAUCAUUGAAUGGCGGAGUUGCCAUGCCAUCUUCCUUGCAGGUCUCGGAGGCAAACCAGUUAGUGCCAGGCAAACAACCCUCUUUAGGUUUUCUUACUAGUAAGGGCCUCCAAAGUAAGAACUAUAGCAACAUCAAUAAUGACAAGGAUCAUGGAUCCAAGGCUGGUGGAUUUUCUCCCCAACCCUAUGGUGGGAAUGAACAUCAACGAGGCCAUGGAGGUGUUAGAAGGGGCAGCACAGGCCACCAUAGCAAUUAUGGCAACAAGCGGGAAUCGGAGCGGGGAGGCUACGAGUGGAGUCAUCAGAAUUUAGGUAGAGAUGUCCACAUGCAGCAGUCGCAUAAGCAGCUAGCUGUUCGACCCAUACAAAGGCCUCCGUCGAUUGUUGUAGCGCCCUUUAUUGCUCCUCCUCCACCUCUUAGGCCUUUUUCCAAUCAUUUUGGUUUUCCGGAUUUUCCGUCUCCCGUUUACUAUGUUGCCGCCCCUCCUCUUCCAGAGCCCCUUAGAGGCGUCCCAUUUGCUCCUCAGGCAAGCCUAGCUCCUCAAGUGAUGUUUCUUCCUACACCAGAUCCUCAACGUGCUAUGCUGCUAAAACAAAUCGAGUAUUAUUUUAGCCCGGAAAAUUUGUGUAAAGACAUAUACUUGCGGCAGAAUAUGGAUGAACAAGGUUGGGUUCCUAUAUCCUUGAUAGCUGGAUUCAACAGAGGUAUGAGAUGCAUUGGGGCGGUUUGACGUUACCUUCCCACUUUCUACAACCUCAACGAUGCCUUCUCACGACACGACAUGCAAAAUUACAAAAGCUUGUUGUUUCUGCUAUGCAAUCCACCAUUGUGUAUGAGCAUGUAACGCCAAAACAUACAACAAGACCCACACGUCAACGAUCAUUGCUGCAACCGUUCUUAAGGCGCUUACGACGACACAUAUUUUCUUUUUGGGAGCAGUGGGAUGUUAACCAACCCUCCGGGUCGGUCCACUACUUUCUGGCAUCCUCCCCCUCCCGGAUGGAUUAAAGUAAAUAUUGACGGUUCUCUUCUUCCCUCUAGGUCGUUCGACACAAGAGCUAUUUUGCGUGAUGAACGGGGCCUCGACAUUGUUGCCACCGGGCAUCAUUUUGAGCAUUGGGAUAGUGCCCAAGUGGAGCUUCAAGCUAUCAAUUCCAUUCAAAGUAUUUGCUAACUGUCGAUGCUCAAAUGCAAGGGCAUUAUCAGAAGGGGACAAUGCCAACAUUAUGCAAUAUUUGAGAUCUACCAUCAAAUAGACGUUUGGAGCCAAUGACCGCCUGAAGCACCGAACUUAGCUAUUCUUUUGAAUUUGAAGGAAGCUUUAUUUUUUUUGCACACCUAGGGAAUGUAAUAGGGCGACUCAUUUUUGUGCCAAGCGCGACCUUAGUGGCUCUUUCUUUUGAUACAUGUAGAUGAUGAUAGGGAGCUUUCUUCUAUACUUGUAGAUGAUCGGCUUAUUUUUGUACAUGAUAGAUGCACACGUGCAUAACUUUGUAACUUUUGAUCAUUUAAUGCAAAAUGCAACAUUUCAAGG